Molecule: messenger RNA, 876 nt
Organism: Fusarium falciforme
Lineage: Eukaryota; Fungi; Ascomycota; Sordariomycetes; Hypocreales; Nectriaceae
Exons: 4
Coding region: 1-876 (291 amino acids)
Source: RefSeq, a predicted model, not a curated record
AUGGCCGCAUCGGCAAAGGUCCAGACCCGCGUUGACUUGCAGGCCGACAGAAGCAGGGAACUCAAUAUUACGACAACGGUUGUGCUAGUCCUUUCGGUGGUGUUUGUCGCUUUGCGUUUCUGGGCGCGUCAUAUCAGGGCUGGCUACGGAGCCGAUGACUGGAUGACAGUCGCCGCGUUGGUGGCUGUUUUCAUCUCUGGUGCGGUGAAUUUUACUAGUAAGCUGCAGUCUUCUUUCGUCGACAGUGACCUGACGAUUGCAGUGAUCAGUCAUGGGCUUGGUAGACAUGCCGACGCUGUGCCCACCGCAGACCAGGUUGUCUUCUUCAAGCUCCUUUUGGCGUUUGAGUGCAUCUAUGUCACAGCAGUGAUGCUUGUGAAGCUCGCUCUGUUACAAAUGUACUUGCGCAUCUUUUUAUCCCGCGGCUUCAGGGUGUGUGCAGCUGUGAUAGCCACCAUUGUCGUUGGCUGGUGGAUCGCCAUCGUCGCCGUCUCCAUAUUCCAAUGUACGCCGAUCAAGAAGGCGUGGAUGCCGUGGACUAAUGGAUCAUGCAUCAAUCUCAAAGCCUCUUUUAUCGGUAAUGCAAUCCCAAAUAUCGGCACGGAUGUUGCCAUCUUGUGCAUGCCAAUGAGGCAGAUCUGGAAGUUGCACGCCAACCUGGCUCAGAGGCUAUCUCUGUGCGUCAUGUUUCUCCUUGGCAGCUUGUGGUGUUUUGUUUGCCAGCAUCUACAGAUUCACCACCAUUAUGCAGUUCGACCCAGUCGAUACUACGUGGACACUCGCCACAGCCUGUGCCUGGUGUGUCGUCGAGGUAGCUUGUGGAACCAUCGCUGUCUGCCUUCCAACAUUGCGGCCGCUCAUGGUGAAGAUCUCUAA